ACAAUUUAAAGAAAACUAAUAAUAUACAACAGAAUGUUACUUUACUUCUUACGAUGGCGACGGGUCCUAGCGUUGUACUGUGCAGCAUUAUCAGCUACACUCACAUCAGCAGACCCUUCACGAACCGUGCCGCCAGUAGCCACUUCACCCUUCCAGUCACCAGGGGACAAGGACGAUGAACUAGCCCCAGCAGAAACACCAGACACUGGGGUGGCGACAGCAGAAGACACAGUGGAAGUACUAGUGGCAGCAGGAGAGCUGGCACCCGUCCUUCCUCCAACCUCGGGAUGUGCCAGUGUGUUUGUCCAGGUGAGGAAUGCUUUGUACAGAGCGUUGUUUGUCAAUAGUUGCCUGAAGUGGUGUCAGGGGCCUAACGCCAUCUCCUACCAGGAGGCGGCGGAGCUGGUUGUGGGCUACCACUGCUCCCUCCGGCACAGCAUGGGCGGGCCGCAGUGCAGCAUUGUCACGGUAGUGGUGGGCAGCGUGGCGCGACCAAGCCCUGAGGCGGAGGCCAUGUCGGCGGGCCAGGUGGUGCUAGUGGUGGUGUUCAGCACCGCUAUGCCAGUGCUGGUGGUGGAAUUGGUGUUGGUGAUCGUGUGCAUGAAGCGGAAACGCGUACGUGACUGCCCGUGUCGGGAUGAGGAGGCGCGGCUUCAGAACGAGUAGAACAUGGUGCACAACGCUGUGGGCGCCGUCAACAGUGUGUGGACCACCACAUGAUCUUCUACUCCCUAAACUUCCCCAUCAAGAAACCCCUAAACACCAUGCCACCGACUCCUCCCCUUGCAUCACCCACACCACACCCACCUUUACCACUAUCACCUCCAUAACCACGACUACGAGAAUCCCGCGGAGAACGCAUACUCCGCAGUGCCCAUGCGCAGCAGCAGUACUCAAUAAGGAUGUGUCGCGGGUCUCGCUUGCUGACCGCCUCGAAAAGGCCAUUGAGGCACCGCCCAAACCCCGCGUCACGCCCACCUCGGACUCCAGCGCCCCAUGCAAGGUGUUCCGGAAUUCCUUCCUGCCGCGCACAUACAGCCACAGGCCGAAAUCAAGCGACCGCCGGCAGAGAGGAGUCUUCUCCUGGACGUUUGAAGAGUACCACCUUCUUGAAGCACAGAGCACAGACAGCGCUGGAAACUGGACUACUACAGUUUGAGCAGAGUCCAACAUCUGUGUAUCUGCACCAGAAUCAAGUGUCCAGGGAGGAAAUGAUACGUCUGCAGAGAUGUGCCAGGAGGAGGGACUCUUGGAACAGGCCUUCACACAACAGGGAUUGGGGUGGGGGUGGGGGGACCUUAUAGCAGCAGGUGACUAGGAGAGAGGUUCCCACAAGAUGCAACACACCACAUCCUCCAAACGCAAAAUAUAUUUGCCAAUAAAGGCAAGUUUGUGUGCCACUCUGUUGAUUUGAAGCAGCAAAACGUGCGGGUAUGACACCGUGUUGUAAUCAAUUGUAUAGUAUUGUCUAGUAAUCAA
This is a messenger RNA of Portunus trituberculatus (swimming crab), 1479 nucleotides long. RefSeq names its product serine proteinase stubble-like. Lineage: Eukaryota; Metazoa; Arthropoda; Malacostraca; Decapoda; Portunidae. The record is from RefSeq and is a predicted model, not a curated record. The transcript is spliced from 4 exons. Bases 34 to 666 code for a protein of 210 amino acids.